GAAUCAUCCAUCCCAUCCAUUCGUCGAACAGUGAGUGAGAACACACCCACCCACCCAUCUAUCUAUCUCGAGAACACACCCACCCACCCAUCUAUCUAUCUCGUCUGUCUCACCUCUUCUCGGCUCAAGCUGCUUAAGGCACCUCGACUCAUGUACACGACGACACGGCCGAAAAUCCAUCACCCACUCCCACACCGACACCCACCCCCACCCCCACCCGCAGACCGCCCAGACUCUUGCCACCUCCGUCAAUGCCACACACCGCCCUCUCCCUCUCCCUCCCCCUCUCCCUGUCUCUGUGCUGCGUCUCGUCAUCUCUCCCAAUGUCGUGUUGAGAUGGGCCAUGCGUCUUCCGUGACGGCGCAGAUGUGCUGUGAGGGAGGGGUGGCCGGGCGGGGGGCGGCAGGGGAGGGCCAGGCCGGUCAGGCGGCGGCACUGACGUCAUUGUGGGCGACACGGGGGUGGACCGUGUGGCAGACCGAGGGCAGGAUGAGGAACACACAGACACGGAAGAUAAGACUGCAUUCAUUGUUGGGGGUGGGUAAUCCACACACACAUACACAUACGCGGAAACCGUGUACAUACACGUGAAUGAGUGAUGGCGGUGAUUUCCCCUUUCACCUUGUGUGCUGGCUGCGCUGCUGGCAGCGUCAGCGUCAUUGUCAUUGUUGGCCACGAUCCCCACAGCUUUGGACAGGAAGUCACACAUCACCGCCGCCCCACCAGCUGCCUCGUGCUCAUCAUCCUCCGCACCGCCGCCAUCCGGUGAGUCGUCGUCAUGGCCCAGACGCCGGCCCUCCCUCUCCACCUGUCUGUCCCCUUGUGGGUCGCUCUCGUCUUCGCUAGAGUGGUGGCUGAAUGUCUGCAGCUCCACCUCAGAUUGGGAAGAUGCUGCUGCCGCUGCUGCUGCUGCUGCUGCUGGGCUCACGUGAGAGUGGUCACGCGAUUGGGGCACUGUUGGGGCGCUCACCACUGCACACGUACGCAGCGUACAGUGGUGGCGUGUCUCUGUCUGUCUUUGUGUUUGUGUCAUGCAUUCUCACUGACUGACCAGUGUGUGGGUGUGGGGCAGGGGAACUGUGUGUGCGGAUGGUGUCGAUAGUGUGGCCGGCUGCACCAGCAGCGCCACCGCUGCCCGUCCCCUGGACGUCUUCAGGGUCCUGUGAGGGGUCUUCAAUCAGCCGCCGCCUCAGCGCCAGGGUGGCCGACCACGGCAAAGUCAGGUCACUACUCAGCAGCAGCAGGGCCCAAUACGCCACGUACAGCAGCAACAGCAACACGCACAUCAACAUCCUGCACACACACACACACGUGCGCCUAUUUGAUGGUGCCUCUCCCCUCUCCCUCUCUCUGUGUGUUCCGCCCCCACUUACCCAGUGUUUUGCACUCGUGUGAAGUAGGGGUCUCUGGUGUCGGAGAAGAGCAUGUUGGCCAUGAGAAUGAGGGCAAACUCAAAUGACCUCAGGUGGAAGAGCACCCGGCAGUGUCGGGUGUUGCGCUGCACGCGGUCCUCGCUGGCGCUGAGGAGGGCGUAGGCCCCCACGAGCAUCACGGCGAUGCCGAUGACGAAGUUCUUGAAAAAGCUGUUGUUGAACGUCAGACAGAUGCACAGCGCAAAGACCUACACACACACACACAGAGAGAGAGAGAGAGAGAAAACGAGGGAUGGAGGAUGAAUGAACUAUACAGGUCGACACAGGCAGACAGAGAGAGACGAGGCGUGCCACAGCAACUACCUGUCCGAAGAAGAUGCAGCAGAAGCUCCAUGGCCAGAAUAUCCUUUGGCCCACCAGACAGAGCGUCACGAUCCGCAGCUGCACGUCGAUCAUGUGGAGGCCGCCGCUCAGCACCAGACGCACCACAGUGGACCGCCGACUCAACUCGCGCAACGGCUGAUCGGGCGAGUGACGCUGAUACAUACACAGGCGAGAGAUCCAUCCAUGUGUGCAGGUGAGUGAGGUGGCCAUGGGUGUGAAGGCAAGCACCCACCUGUAUGUCGCUGAUGAGGUUUUUGGUGAGUGUGGCGGCGACUGUGAGGGAACAGAGAGUGGCACCCACGGCGUUGAGGACCAACACGAAAGGGGCGACAGAGUCAGGCUGACUCGUGCCAGGAAUGAUGUUGCCGCCGGACGCUAGACAUCACACACCCACACACACACACCCACACACACACGUACGUGUGGACGAGCAAUGUGGGUCCACCGUGUGUUGCGUGCUGUGCUCACUGGCCAAGAAUGCACUGUUUUGUGCGUAGAUGAGUAUGUGGUUGUAGAAGAAGCAGAGGGGCAGGUUGGCGAAGGGGAUGGACACGUGGUGGAACUCCUGCAGCUUGGGGGGCUCCUCAACCGCAUCCCAAUUCGCAUACGCCUGCAUGCACCCCAUUAAUUAAAUUAGUGAGUAAGGGGUUACGAAUGAAUGCAUAAGUCCAUCAAAGUGCGUCCAUCAAUCCAAUCCCCCAUGAGCCAAAAGCACUGCUGGUUCUUGCUUGCCUCAAGGAAGGGAUGCGCCCCAACGAGAGCCGCCCCCACCCACCGCAAUCGCUGGACACACACGACACAGCAGACAUUUCAGCCAGAUCUUGGUGAUCUGAUGACUGAUCUGCCCACCUUCUCGUUCAGGUAGAGGAUGGCAGAAUAGCACCACGCCGUCGUCUGACACAGCACCUGCUCCAGAACACACACACACACACACACACGAAGCAGACAUCCGAUCUGAUCUCCCGUCUGUCUGUCUGUCUAGAGCUGUCUGUGUGUGUGUGUGUGUCGAGUGACUGCUGAUCUGAUCAGACCAGUGUCCAGAAGAGCGAUGGGUAUCCCUGGAGGAGGUAGACCACCGCCACGGACGAGUGAAACACCAGAUUGGCCACAUACAGACCCAACGACAGCGACACCCGAUAUCGUGUCAGGAGCACGUGCUGGCCCGUCGCCCGCCGCCUCCGCUGCCCGUGGGUGUGCAGCACCCUGCCCACUGCACUGAUUGUUCCGCUCGGCGCAGGAGGUAUACCCAGCAUUUCCGAAUCAACCACCUUCCAACUUGUGUGUCAUCCAGACACAGACACGGCUCCUCAAAAGCAAAGAAAGAGAG
Messenger RNA from Vitrella brassicaformis, 3084 nucleotides. Lineage: Eukaryota; Vitrellaceae. The record is from the annotation of a GenBank genome assembly.